This is a messenger RNA of Drosophila mojavensis, 4962 nucleotides long. Its product is annotated as inositol polyphosphate-4-phosphatase type I A. The record is from RefSeq and is a predicted model, not a curated record. The transcript has 9 exons. Lineage: Eukaryota; Metazoa; Arthropoda; Insecta; Diptera; Drosophilidae. Gene Ontology annotation, cellular component: cytoplasm. Bases 537 to 4394 code for a protein of 1285 amino acids. Gene Ontology annotation, molecular function: phosphatidylinositol-3,4-bisphosphate 4-phosphatase activity.
CAGUAACAUCAACAUUUCAGCCAUUCAACGUAGAGAAUGAAUGUAAAGAACAACAAAGUGCCGAACUAAAAUGUCAAGGAAUAACUUGUCAAUACAGCAAUAAUGUGAAUAUUUGCUGUCGAAAUUCAUAAGUAGGCGAUUGCGAGAACUAAAACGAUAGCAGUAAGCCGACUGUCAAUGCUUACGCCAGUUGAUAACUGUGCAGUCAAUAAAAUACAUUGUGGAAUUGUAAAAAAAAAAAAAAAAAGUAAUAAUAAUAAAAAUAAAAAGGAAAUUCAAAAUUGUUUUGUUCUUGUGAAGAGGUGCGCAGUUUUAGGUCAACGUGCUAAAUAUUCAAUUGCGGAAUCUCUGUUUGGUCCACAAGCGCCGCUUAGCCAGGGAUGCUGUUGUCAACGUCAGCUGUGCUAAUUUGAGUGUGUGUUAGAGAAAGAGCGUAGAACGCGCGGUGAGCGAAGAGAGCUGUCGCAGCCAGAAACCUAAAGCAAGCGUCGCCAGUUACCCGCAAUCGUCGCCUGUCGCCCAGUUUGGCUAGAAGCAUGCGCUUUAAUACAUCGGAGCUGGCUAGCUUGGCAACCAAUUCUUUAACCAGAUUCGACAAAGAGGGUCUGCUGAUUCUAACCGAGCGCCAGACAAUCUUCUGGCGCACCGAUGUUAAGCUGGAAUGCUGGUGCAAGCUGCGUGGAAACUUACUUUUUUAUCUGAAGGACAAGAAUCCAAAAUCUUCAGUUGCCGGCGUCUUGGUGCUGGAGAACUGUCGUCCCAGCAUACACAAUGAGGAGCCCGAGGCGGAUGGCUAUGUGUUCGAUCUAGAGUUCAAGGACAGCCCAUCGCAACGCAUCGUCACGCACAGUGCGGCGGAACGGCUCGAUUGGGUGCGCUGCAUUCAGGCGAGCUCCAAUCAGCAAAUCGAUUUGCAAAUCAAACAGCUGGAGGAUCAGAUAGCUGCUGCCACCGCAGCCAAGCGCGCCGAGUCUGCCGCCAUGGGCAAUCGCAUCGAUCAGGGCCUGCCGCUGCCAGCAACAGUUUGCCACGAUUCGUGGCCGGCGUCGACAUCGGCUGCCGCCGCAGUCGAGGCGCCCUUUGAAGAUCCGGAGCUCUCGGAGCUGCCCAUCUGCGAGACGGCAAUCUCCUGUGAUAGCCUGCCCCUGGACAGCUUCGGGCGCGCACCGAAUCCGCGCGUCGUCUGCUCGGUGCUGCAGCCGGGCGAGGAUUGCCUGUGGACACAGCAUGCGCGCACCGAGCUGCUGGAGCGUACGCGUGCCCCAAGCUUUCUCUGCACGAUGCGCUUCCUGCGCAGCGCCGGCUUCCAGGCCUCGAGCCGGCUGCGUUUCACGGUCUACGACGUGCGGGAGCGCGUCUCGCUGACAUCGCUGCCGCUGGGCCACGCGGAGGUGGCGCUGGGCGUUAUACAGGACACGACGCGGCUGCGCUUGCCGCUCAGCUCGCCCAGCGGCGAGUGCGGCUCCAUAACGCUGACCUCCUGGGCACCGGAAGCGGCCACGGAACUGGCCUCAGCCAGCGGCCUGGACAGAGCCGUCAAUGGGCUGACGCAGCCGACGCAGCCGCCACGCUCGAGCACACAGUUCUUCCAGCAGGCCACAGAGGGCAGCGCCCGGCCAAAGGGCCACCGGCGCACCCAGUCGCUGCCGCCGAAGCUGGGCGUGCGCCUGUUCGUGCCGCAGCAGUGUGGCGUGGGUCACGUGUGCAUCAAUCCCAUCCAGCACUCGUAUCGGCUGCAGUCGUCGCUGGGCGCCGACAUCAGUGUGCUGGAGACGCUGCUGGAGUCGCGUCUGUGCUGCGCCGUGCCGCAGCAGCUGCUCUCGAUUUGGAUACAGCGCGAGAAGGAGCUGCUGCAGGAGAUCUCCGGCAUGGGCGAGCUGAAUGGCGAGUGGCGCUGGCGCCAAAUGAACCUGCUCGAGGAGCACUUGCGCCUGCUCAAGGAUUACUCCCAGGCCAAGCAGAACAUCCAGCAGCUGAUGCGCGACGGCGUCUACUACAAGCGCUCGGCGGUCAAGACGGACGAGGCGCUCGAGUUUCUGCCCGUCAAUCUGCACGUGCAGCGCAUGUGGGCCCAGAACGAUGCACUGCACCGUCGCGGCGUACUCGACAUUGUUACCGUGGGCGCCUUCACCCGUCACGAUGCCAAAGGUCGCAAGUGCGGCGGCCUCAUCAAGCUGCUGCAGGAGAGCAAGGCCUGGAAGCUGGAGCAGAGCAACGCGUGCAAGGUGCAGGCGGCCAACGAUGCCGUCCAGGCGACCAAGCAGCUGCGCAAGGAGAUUGUUGAGCUGAUGUCGCAGCUGCUGCAGCUGGCGACGCAGCGCAGUGCCCGGGACAUGAUGCCGCUGUGCAACGAGAUGAUAAACAAGACGCAGACGCUGCUCAACAUCUGGGAGCCGAGCAUUGUGGAGGAGGCUGUGACGUUCAUCGAGCGCCAUCGCAUCAUCGAGGAGCCGGACAACGAGCCGAUGUCGCCGUUCCGCAAAAUAACGCAGCAGCUGAGCGCAUUGGAGCUGAAGUCGCCGGAGCUGGAGGAUUUCGCGACGCCAGUUGUGGCGCCCCCGGAUCUGUGGCCACGUGGCGGCCAGCCGCUGAUGCGCUCCAACAGCUGGCAUCCGAGCAACACGUCGCCCUCCAGCUCGCUGGACAUCAAUGCGAUCGACUCGCUCCAGCAUGUGGUCAAGUGCUACAAUGCGCAUCUGCGCAACCUUGAGCAGCAGCAGCAGCAGCAGGAGGAGGAGGUGAAGGAGCAGCAGCUCCAGCCCCAGCAUCUGGCGGCGGGCGCGGCGGCAGUUCCUCUACAGCCUCAGUGUGAGCUGUCGGAGGAGGCCACAUAUCAAUCUCUGCCGCCCAGCUGGGAGGGCGUGGCGGCCGCAUCGUCAACGGCGCCGGUGCAACUGAUCGACCUGGACGAGAUGGUGAAGGCCGUGCGCAAGCGUCCGCAGACCGCCAGCUUCCUGGACACGAAGCUGAUGAGCUCGUCGCCCUCGGCGAACUACUAUCGGCCCACAGAGGAGCCGGAGCCACUGGAUCUCACCCAGCUGAACAUCGAGGCCAGUGUGAUGUGCCUGGUCAGCAAGCUGAAGUUCUUCUGUGGCCGCAGCGACAGUCCCGCCAUCCGGCUGCGCCAUCCCAAGGUGCCGCUGAAGCGCGAGGGCUUCGCCGUGGCACCGCAGCAGACGCCCGAUGUGAUAGCGGCGCCCGAUGUGAUCGUGGAGCCGACCCAACAGCUCAAGCUCGAUCUGGCGCCUGGCCCACUGCCGGCACCACCAACGGCCCCGGCGCCAGCCCCGCCCAAAAAGGGCAACAAGUUCACCGACGGCCUCGAUCUCUCGCUAACCACCGACUGGGUGGGCGAGCUGCGUCCCAGCAUGCGCAAGCUGCGCCACGCCAUGGACCGCCUGCUGAAGACGGCGCGCCUGAUGCACUCCGUGCAGCGGCUGCAGCAGGACGUGCGCUGCAAUCGCCUCCAGGCGAGCAUCAUGUACCGCCGCGACGUUUGCUUCUCGCAGGCGUUGACGGCUUUGGUUAGCGCUCUGAUGGUGCGGCUGUGGGGCAGGGAGGUGGAUGUGGCGUACAUCUCGCUGCUGCGUGAGCUGGGGCCGCUGGCGUACUUCGAGGGGCUGCUGUCGCUGUACGGCUCCGAGACGGACAUGUGGAGUGACAUGUGCAUCGCCAUCGAGGAUCUGUCGGCGGUCAGCUUUACGCUGGUGUCGGCCGCCCAGGACGAGGUGCAGCCCAUGCCGCGCAUAACGGGCUCGCGGCAGGCGCUGGAGGUGCUGCUGCCGGUGCCGGAGCACGCGCUGCCCGCGACCGGGCGCAGCUCGCUCAGCUUCAAAAUCACGCCCGUCUUCUUCAACAUCGGCAUCAACGAGAAGGCCACGCUGGGGCAGACGCGCGAGCAGCAGCGCUCCAACCUGGACAACUAUUUGCGGCUGAGCCAGUACUUCAGUCGCUAUCGCAAGCUGGGCCUGAACGCGACCUGCGCGGCCGACGCGGAUGCCAGCGUCUCGGAGUGGGAUGCCCUGCAGUCGCUGCUCGGCUAUAUGGAGCAGCAGCUGCGCUCCACCGUCUCCAAGAAUGUGAAGGUGCUGCACCUGGCCGAGGAUGCGUGCCGUCUGAUGGGCGGACUGCGGUUCACGUCCUGCAAGAGUGCCAAGGAUCGCACCGGCAUGGCCGUCACCCUGGAGCAGUGUCGCGUCCUGGUGCGCGAAUUCCAGCUGCCGGCCAAGCAAGUGCCCUACGUGCUCAGCACCAUGCGCAGUGAGGGCACGCGCAUGGACAACGUCUUCAAGAAUAUCGGCAAGCACAAAUACGCUUUUAAUCUGCCUCAGGUGAUCAUGCUGCCGGCCAUGUACAGGCCCCCGGUGGGCGCCUACGGCAAGGCCCAGACCUAAGGCACCCACAAAUCACUUCCAAGUUACAAAAUUGUUUUAGUCGUAAGUCGUCGAAGCGAGUGACACGAGUACUUAUGAGCACACACACACACACACACACACACACACACACAACCACACAUACAUACAUACAUAUUUAUAACACUUAAACUGUGCCAAAAAUCAAACAAGUUAAUCAGCUAAAAAACUAAUUAAAUUAGAGCAUCACAAGGCCGAAAGGUGGUUAGAGAGAGAGAGAGAGAAAGAGAGAGAGGGAGAGAGUGGGAGAGAGGAGAAGGAGGAGGAGGAAGUUGCCUUCGCCUGCAGGCGAAAUGUUUGUUAAACACAUUAAUCUAUUCCAUAGAAGAAUGAAUAUAUAUAUGCAUAUAUAUAUAUAGAUAUAUAUGUGUGGAGUUAGCUUUUCUCUAUUUAUGUACGUAUUUAUUUAAACUAUUAUGUAAUUCAUACACACGAUAUACUCGUCAGCGUGUACUUCAUCGAAUCAAUUCCAUGUACUUCCAGCGAUUGAGCAUGAAAGCAACUUGUUAACCAAAAUACAAAAUAAAACCAAAAAUCAGACAACGAUUAA